This is a messenger RNA of Salvia miltiorrhiza (redroot sage), 2616 nucleotides long. RefSeq lists its product as uncharacterized. Gene Ontology annotation, biological process: cortical microtubule organization. The transcript is spliced from 6 exons. NCBI's taxonomy places the organism in Eukaryota, Viridiplantae, Streptophyta, Magnoliopsida, Lamiales, Lamiaceae. Gene Ontology annotation, cellular component: cortical microtubule. The record is from RefSeq and is a predicted model, not a curated record. Bases 947 to 2401 code for a protein of 484 amino acids.
AAAUUCGGUGGUUUUGUUUUUUCUCGUUUCCCCAAAAUUGCUGCUUUUGUAACAUUACAUUCGAAACAAAAACGUUUUACAGUUCAAAAUCCAACUGAUCUCAAAACUUACGUUUGAACUGUGUUUUCUUUUACAAAAAAAAAAAAACCAAUAAACACAGUGUGCCCCUCGUUGAAGGAAUCAAACAAAAGAUUAUUGCAAAAUUUCAUGAGCUUCCUGUUCUUGCUUCCCCACAUUUCUCGACUCCCAACUUCUGUGUCAUAAACAAUAUAAAUCAAAAGAAGCAGGAUCAAGAUUCUUGUGUUAAAAUAAAAGCUUCUUCUUUUUUUCCUUCAGUAGCAAUCUUCCUCUUGCUCCUCUCUCCGCCUUCAAUAAAAUAAAAGCUUUUUUCAUUCAGUUUUGUAGCUCUGUUUUGAAUAACAAUGGCAGUAAGUGUUCCUGUUCUUUGAUCCAGUCUUGCCUUUUCUUUUUCAAUAAAUACAAAACCUCUCUCUCUCUCUCUCUCUCUCUCUCUAGUUUUGAGUUUCUGCGUUGCUUGUUUGAAAGUGGGAGGUCUCUUUUGGUGGCGAAUGUGAUAAAGAUGGAAUCUUUAGUUAGAUUCUGCUCUGAUUUUUUGUGGCUUCUAGUAGUUACAUUUUUCUUAUAUUUAUCUUUUUCUUUGGUCCCUCUUACAUUGCGUGUUUCUUGCAAGAAAUAGCUGAAACUCUUUUGGUUAUGCAUAGAGGUUUAGCUUGAAGUGCCUUUUAUUUUAUUUUUCAGUUCUUUUACCCGUUUCUUGUUUGUUUGAAUUUUGUGUUGCAAGAUUCUUCAUAUCUGGUGAUAAAAUGCAUGUAAAUGUGGAAAUAAAGUUCUAGUUUUCUGGAUUUUGCUUCGUCUACGCUUGUUUGGUUGUACCUUUUGGGCUGCUAGUUUCCUGUAUUUACAGCUUUGUCUAGUUGUACAGUUCAUGCCUUCUUGGUUGUUUCCAUCUGCAUCCGUGCAAUUUAGGCCACAGAACAGAGAUCUUGGGAUGGUAAUGAGGGAAGUUGAUGAAGAUCUGGCUAUAUUUCUCGGGAUCCGAAAUGUUGAAAUGGAGAAAAAUGACCAUCUUCUAGUUGAGGAAUCUCAUCAGUUUGAUGAUGAGUUGAAAUGUGCAAAGACAUGUUUGGUUGGGGCUGAUGAUAAUUUCCUCAAUUUGGAGAUGGAAAUGAGGGAUCAUGAUUGGCUUUUCAAGCAACCGGAUACGUUGUUACUUCCUUCAUUGGAUGCAGACGUGCAGGUUUCUGCAGCAAGCCAGACUAAAGGCUCGAAAGGUGAAGGCGAAAUUCCUUGGAAAUCUGAGCUGGAUGUAGCAAUAACUGCUUCAGUCAUUGAAAGUUCAUCAACAUUAGCUAGUGUGGAGUGUUGCACCGCUGUGAGCAGAAGGCCUUCACCUUCAUCCUCAGCUCGUAGGGCUUCAACGCCUACUGGACGACCUUCUGCAAAAUCGAGGCCCUCUCGUGCUUCCACACCUACAUCAAGAGCUGCAUUGCUGCCUUCUUCUAAACCUGCUGCUGCUCAAGCAAGAUCUUCGACUCCAGUUAGGCCUACUUCUCGUUCGUCUACACCUGCCUCCAGACCUUCUAUACCCGUUGUUUCAAAGUCUGAAACGAGGUCUGCUACACCUACACGUAAACCAGUUACUCCAUCAACCACAUCUGCUUCGGAUAGAUCUUCAUCAGGGAAGAAAAUUGUCUCCACAGUAUUGAAAAGUUCGGUGCCCUCUCGUGGAGCUUCCCCAGUGGUGAAAUCUAGGCCGUCAAAACCUUCUGAUCUGCUCUCUUCGUCUCAAGACACUGAUCAAAAUAUGAAGGUGUCAUCAGCGCCUAAAAGGCCUGCUUCUGCAUCUAGAGGAAGAGUGAGCUCCCACUCGACUUCUUCAAACGAGAAGCCAAGGCAGAAAUCAUGCUCCCCUGCCAGAGUGCGCGCUCCUGUCAGCUCUGCUGCUCAUAGAACCGGGAGUAGCAAGGUGAUGUCAAGAAGUCGAGGAUACAGCAAUGGUGGGGAUGAUGUUAACCCUGUGGUGAUGGGGACGAAAAUGGUGGAUAGAGUCGUGAACAUGAGGAAACUGGCUCCACCUAAACAAGAUGAGUAUGCUUCUCAAGAGAAUUCUAGGAAAUCAUCACAGGAGAAUUCGGGUUUUGGCAGAUCACUCUCAAAGAAGUCGCUGGAGAUGGCUAUAAGGCACAUGGACAUUAGACGAAGCGUUCCAAACAAAUCACAAACAUCAGCAGCUUGUUCCGCCCGUGGCAUUCAAUCUGGUUGUGCUAAGAUCAGCACAUCUGCUGCUCCGGAAUCUCCUCAAACGUCCAACUCUGACAGUUGGAAAUCGAGCAGCUGCAGAAGCUCCUAUUUUCUCAAUGGGGCUGAGACGGAUGACUGAACUUGUUGAAGCGAAUUUGGGAGUGGAAGGGAAGGAAAAUAGGGUACUGAAAUAUUGCAUUUGGACAUGCUAUUUUUGAUGAUGAUCCCUUUGCAAUAUUUAAUGUUAUUACAGUACAUGCAAGUGUUUUUAUGAUUAAACUGUGUACGAAAAAAUUGAAGGAUUCUUAGUUCUCUUGCUUUAAAGUAUAAAUACAACUAGUUUCAGAUACCAAA